CGAAUGAAUGCGGCACUCCGAGAAGGCCGAAAACCGGCGCCUUCUCAUAAAUGUAAAAGUAGGGCAAGUUCACAGCCACUUAUUUAGGUUCCCCCAAUACAGAGUCUCUGCUACCUCAUUAUCGACCAUUGACCAUGGCACCAUCAGCACAUCCACAGGUUGUUUUCGGCACCGCUGCUUUCGGCACAGGAUCCCCUCAGGCCAAAUUCUACGAUGAGGCAACCGCAUCUCCCAUCCUGACCACCCUCCAGGCGAGAAAUAUUACCGUCCUGGAUACGGCUCGGGCGUACCCUGUGGGGUCCCCGGGUACCUCCGAAAAGAUCCUAGGUGAUCUGCAUGUUCCUUCUUGGGCCACAGUCUCCACCAAAGUCCUGUCGUGGAAGCCUGGAUCCCACAGGGCGGAUAGAGUUAAAGAAAGUAUCACGGCAUCCCUCGAAGCGCUAAAGACGGAUAAGGUGGAUAUCUUAUAUUUACACGCACCUGACCGGGCUACCCCAUUUGAGGAAACGUGCCGAGCGAUAGAUGCUGAGUACCGGGUCGGGAAAUUCGCUCGGUUUGGCUUAAGCAACUAUACCGCGGAGGAGGUCGAAGAGAUCCUGACCAUCUGUGAGAAACAUGGUCUGGUGAAGCCUAGUGUGUACCAGGGCCGGUACAAUGCAAUCAUCCGCUCCGCAGAAACACAGCUCUUCCCUCUUCUUAGACGGCACGGCAUAGCGUUUUACGCAUACAGGUAAGACCACAACGCAAUCCGCAAGGUAGCUGGGUGAUAGUGCUAACUUGAACUCUUCUUGCCUGUUAGUCCCGCAGCAGCAGGC
Molecule: messenger RNA, 815 nt
Organism: Aspergillus pseudotamarii
Lineage: Eukaryota; Fungi; Ascomycota; Eurotiomycetes; Eurotiales; Aspergillaceae
Product: NADP-dependent oxidoreductase domain-containing protein
Exons: 1
Coding region: 135-734 (199 amino acids)
Source: RefSeq, a predicted model, not a curated record